This is a messenger RNA of Trichogramma pretiosum, 685 nucleotides long. It is a transcript of the gene mRpL48, whose product is annotated as 39S ribosomal protein L48, mitochondrial. Bases 48 to 605 code for a protein of 185 amino acids. The transcript is spliced from 4 exons. Lineage: Eukaryota; Metazoa; Arthropoda; Insecta; Hymenoptera; Trichogrammatidae. The record is from RefSeq and is a predicted model, not a curated record. Gene Ontology annotation, cellular component: mitochondrial ribosome.
GCCUCGCCACUCGCGUGUAAUUUCAUUUGACGUAUCGUCUGCAAUAUAUGCAAACACAGCAGACGAUUAACAUGGCUGCAAAUUUGUUUAAAAAACUGAUUGCAGCGAAUCAUCCAAGGAUACUGAGCCAAGCUCUGCCAAAGAACUAUGCUAUCUAUACGCCGGAUUAUUUAGAGGCAUGCAAACCCAAGUAUCCUCUUUAUCCACCGUUGACUGUCAAAGUUAAAGGCCACGAUUUCAAGGUGCUAGAAACUUUUCAAAGUCAAAUACAUAGAAUUGCCAAUUUCAUGGACUUUGAUGUUGAAGACAGUUAUGCCAUGCCAGCAAAAGAAACUAGAAUUGUUAGAUUUAAGCCUAAAACAACAGCUACGGAAGCUGAGUAUGUCUUGAAAACUUAUGCUAGACAUUUAGUUAUAUCCAAUGUAAAUUCAGUAGGAUUACCAAUAUUCAUUCAAGUUCUUCAAAAGAAAAUACCUGUUGGUGUGACAUUUGAAAUUGAAGAACACAAUAGUGAAAAGGAAGCAUACAGGUUUAUACCAGAUAAACAGUUAUUAGAUUUGAAACAAGAACUUGGUGACAUGCAGGCUGCCAAAGCUAAAAAGUAGCCUAGUGGUUGUUGUUGCUUAAUAUUAAAGAUAAAUUUUCUUUUUAUGUAACAUAUAAAACUUUAUUAAAAAAAAUAUAA